GAAAAUAAACAAACAAAAAAGUGGGAGAUUUUCUCAACUUUUAUAAUUAUAAAGUAUACCAAUUCUAUAAUGAACAUGCCCUCGUGAAUGGCAUUAAACUAGAGAUUAUUUCAUUGAUGUCGGUAAAUGGUUAAGGUACACAAUUUUAAGAUGUUUUACAAAGAAUCAAGGGAAUAACAGAAAACAACGAUUAUAUAUCUACAAGAAUUGUUUACUGGUUGUCGAAUUCCAAUCAACUUUUUUUCUGUGCUGGAUGAAGACACUAAGAAAUCAUGAGUUACAAUUCAGAGGAAUCAGAAUCUACACCACUUCUACGUGGUCAUCCUGUGUCUGUACAAACAAGAGGCCUAGAUUGUCGAAGAAUAAUGGUGCAAGUUGGAAAAUUAGCUAGGAAGCAUAUAAGCAAUGCUUGUAAUAGGGAAGCAUGGAAAACAAGAUUUCCUAUUACUAAAUGGAUAUUAAAAUACAGAGUCAACGAUCUGACUUCAGAUUUUAUAGCAGGACUAACAGUUGCUAUGACAGUCAUACCACAGGGACUUGCCUACUCUACAUUAGCAGGUCUUCCUCCACAGUAUGGUUUAUACUCAGCUUUUAUGGGAUGUUUUAUAUACACAUUUCUUGGUACAUCUAAAGAUAUUACCCUCGGUCCUACAGCUAUAAUGUCACUGAUGACUGCAACUUUCGCCAUGUCACCAAUCAAAGACGAUGCUACUUACGCUAUUGUGUUAUGUCUCAUGACUGGAGUUGUACAACUUGUUAUGGGAUUGCUUAAUUUAGGUAUAUUAGUGAAUUUUAUAUCCCAUCCUGUGAUAAACGCCUUCACGUCUGCUGCUGCCAUCACUAUUGCCUUCGGACAAGUUAAGGGAAUAUUAGGUCUGAAAAAUAUACCAAGAGAUUUUCUGGAUAUGGUGUAUGAAACUUUUAAACAUAUACCAGAGACAAAUGUAUGGGAUUUAACAAUGGGAUUAUCAAGCUUGGUUUUAUUAGUCUUAAUGAAGAAAUUGAGAACAAUAGAAUGGAAAGACGAUCCCGGUACUACACCAUCACGCUGUGUAAAAGUUGCUAGAUAUAUUCUUUGGCUAGUUGGAACAAGUGCUAAUGCAAUAGUUGUGAUAUCUGCUUCGGGAAUAGUAGCCAUUCUACUUAAUUAUGAUGUAGACAAGCUUUCAAUUACCGGUCAUAUUAAAAGUGGAUUACCACCAGUAAAAGUCCCUGCAUUCUCUGUGUCUGAUGGUAACACAACUAUCAGUACUUCAGAAAUUUUUUCGGGUAUAGGAGCAGGAUUUAUCAUUGUACCAUUACUUGGUCUUGUAGAACUCAUAGCCAUCGCCAAAGCAUUUUCAAGAAGAAAUAAUUAUAAAAUUUAUCCUAGUCAAGAACUCAUUGCCAUUGGUAUAGCCAAUAUAGUUAGCUCAUUUUUUUCAUCAUAUCCAGUCACAGGGAGUUUCUCCAGAACUGCAGUAAAUUCACAGAGCGGUGUUCGGACUCCAGCUUCUGGGAUAGUCACUGGUGCAAUAAUACUGUUGGCAUUACAAGUGUUAACACCAUUGUUUAAAUACAUUCCUAAAUCUGCCUUGGCAGCUGUUAUCAUCUCGGCCGUAAUACAGAUGGUGGAUUAUGAAAUUCCACGAACAUUAUGGCGGGUGAAAAAACUUGACCUCAUACCCUUAAUAAUAACAUUUAUUUCCUCGCUGGCAGUUGGAAUAGAAUAUGGCAUUAUAAUUGGUGUUGGUAUUUCUUUGAUUAUGUUGUUGUAUCCCAUGGCCAGACCAAAAAUUAAGACAGUACCAACUGAUGCAAACAAUAUAUUAGUAUUAAAGAUAAAUCAUGGUUUGAAUUUCCCAGCUGUUGACUAUAUUCUAGAAGAAAUGGAACAUCUGUCAGAAAAAGACGGCAGAUACCAGUCAGUUGUUUUAGAUUGCAGUCAUAUAUCAGAAAUAGACUAUAGUUCUAUACAAUGUAUAAAAGAAAUGAUUGUUGAAUUUGCAAGGAGAGAUUCAAAGAUUGUCUUUGCCUGUAUUACAGAAAAAGUAUUUCGAUACAUAGAAUAUGCAGAAAUAAAUGACCUUGUGGUCAGUGCUACAAUAAAAGAUGGCUGUAGGAUAUUACAAGAUGAGUUAAAGAAAGAACUCCAGAAUGGUGAAUUACCACAUACCCUCGGAGAAGCUACUGUUAUUGUUGAUAUUAGCAGCCGUUUGUAAUAUUGAACUAAGUGAGAUUAUAAAACAAAAAUCAUUGUUUAUACCAUACAUCAUCGGACAAACUUCAUCCUUGUAUUAUGUGAUAAAAUAUUUCAAGAAAUUGUCUAAAUAUGAUCAAAUGCUUAGUCAUUUUCUUGAUCUUUUGAAUUAUGUGAUUGUAUAUUUUUUUAAAUGGCUAAUGUUGGAUAUUAUAUUGUUCCAUUUUAUAAUGGUACCAUCAUGGUUCCGUUAAAAAAUUUUGUGUUGGAUUGGCGGAUCAAGGGGGGUCUUCUGGGUGUUGGAACCUCCCUCCUUUUUUUCCUCAAUUUUUUUUGUGUUUUUUUUUUGUGUGAAUAUUUCAUGGUGUUCCGGGGGUUUUCCCCCCUUUCAAAAUAGCUGGAUCCGCGCCGGUGUUGUAUUGUGUUUAGGUUCAAAACUGUAUUGUUGAUAACAUAACAUUAUUGAGAGCUGUGAUGAUUUUAACUAUGGUGAUUUAUAUUUUUACAAAUAGAGGCAUUCAAAAUAAUUGUAUGUAACUUGAACUUGUUAUUGAUCGUUAAAUAAAAAUUGCUUAUAUUUGUCUGUAUGAAAAAAUAACCAGAAUUAUGCUUAAAGAACUUAUUUCUUGUAAGAUGUGUGCAAAAUCGUUUGUUCUGAGAUGAAUGCUUGAGAAAAGCUAAAAGUUUAUAGGAUUACUCAUUCUCUUAAAAAGUUUCACUAUUAAGGUAAUGAAUAAUAAAUUUGUAUUCAUUCAUAAUUAUCUGAAUUACUUCCCCUUUCUCUACCUAACUUUAUUAAAUUAUAACUAAAAUCAGAACUUCCCUUUUCCUAUAAAGUUGAAAUAUUAUUAAAAGAGUAAACAAACAAAACCAAAACAAACUAAACAAACAUUUCAUGGCUGAAUUAGAAUAAUAACCAAUAUUUGAAGAGAAAAAUACAAAUUUACAAAUUUAGGGCUAUUCCAUUAAAAUGUAUGUGGGAGGGUAGGAAGGGAAGUUUAAUUAUUGAAUGUGGGUCAUGGGUCUUUUUUCAGUAUGCAUCUAUUACCAUUAUGCAAAAUUAUCUUAAAAAUGAUUCUUGGUUGUAGGGAUAUUUUGAAAGUCCCUUCCUACCCUCCAACAUACAUUUUAAUGGAAUAGCCCUUACUUGUUGGAAUAGAGUUUGCAUAUUCAAGAUUAUUUUCUUCAAUUUUCGUGUCAGAACUUCGUAAAAAGACAAAGCCAUAUGAUACUUUAUGUUUUUGUUUAGAAUACAAGUAGUAAUUUACGGGGCUCUCUAUUCUUAAAAUUAUAGAUUUGCAGUGUGUAAAAAAUCAAAGAACAUUUUCCUUAGGGACGGUGAGAAUCUGUGUGACAAUAUAGAUUAAGAUUUAAGCAGACGUAGUUAAAAGUUACAAGUUAAAACAUUUUUACACACAGAAGCAGGUUGUUCAAAUUGUUGUAAAGAUAUUUUUGUUAUUUUGUUUAUAAGUGCUUGUUUUAAAUGUGACCAGUAUUUGUUUUAUAAGAAUAUAUGUAUUUUGUAAAUGAUAAUUAUUAUUAUGUAUUUAUAUGAAUUUUAUAUGAAUAAAACUGAAGUAAAUUA
This is a messenger RNA of Mytilus californianus (California mussel), 3764 nucleotides long. RefSeq names its product sodium-independent sulfate anion transporter-like. The transcript has 21 exons. Gene Ontology annotation, biological process: transmembrane transport. Bases 273 to 2201 code for a protein of 642 amino acids. Lineage: Eukaryota; Metazoa; Mollusca; Bivalvia; Mytilida; Mytilidae. The record is from RefSeq and is a predicted model, not a curated record. Gene Ontology annotation, cellular component: membrane. Gene Ontology annotation, molecular function: secondary active sulfate transmembrane transporter activity.